AUGACAGAGAAUGCAGUGACCUAUGAUGAUGUGCGUGUAAAUUUCACUCCGGAUGAGUGGGCUAUCCUGGAUCCUUUCCAGAAGAAUCUCUACAAAGAAGUGAUGCUAGAUACCUAUAAGAACCUCACUGAUAUAGGCUACAAUUUGAAAGACCAUAAUAUUGAAGAGCCUGAUCAAAUUUCAACACAACAUGGAAGGUAA
Molecule: messenger RNA, 201 nt
Organism: Cricetulus griseus (Chinese hamster)
Lineage: Eukaryota; Metazoa; Chordata; Mammalia; Rodentia; Cricetidae
Source: RefSeq, a predicted model, not a curated record